AUGGUUAACAGUACGACUCAGUCAGCUAAGCUUCCGAGUUCAGCUACUAAUUCUGGAUCUACUAUCCCAGAUGAUCUCACUACAGCCCUCGAGUCGUUCACCCUCGACUCUGGAGACCCUGCUAUCACCACAACAGCUACACCUAUUGUCACAGAUCGUGGUCCCCCUGAUGAACUCACUCGGCUUCACCAAGAGAAUGAAUUACUCAAAACGAAGAUGGAAGGCCUAUCCGCCCUUCCCCGAUCUAUCUUGCCCUACGAUGAUUCCAUCACCCGUGAUCAUCACCAUUCUCACUCAUCUCGAGUUCCCGUUACUGCUGUCAACGCCAUGUUGAUGAUUGAUGCAGCUCAUUCACCUAAUAAUUGGGUCAUCGUCAACCAGAUCUUGAAUAUGAUCACUGCUACAUGCUUUUGCAAAUGGAACAGGCGCCAUGCUCCGUAUCCUAACAUCACCGACGGCGAAUGUACCCUUCAAUCUCAGUGGAAUCGUUGUCGUCCCUGCUGGUUGGGCCAGCCUCAUGAUACCAAGCCUCGAUCUCAGGAUGGCAACAAUGGCCGAGAUCUGCCCCCACUUCCUCCUCCUCCUGUAAAGGUGACUGUGCCUGAUGAAACCUGUCUUGACCCCCAGUUAUGGGCUAGCUUCAUCUUCCUUCAUGGCAUGGAAUGCCACAAUACUGGUGUAUCCGUCACGAUGACCGGAUCAGUCAACAUCCGUACCCUUGCAGGGUAUUUGUUAUUCCAAUCUAUUGUCCCCAGUGCUGCAACCCGAGUUAAUUGGCAUGGUUUCGCCAUUGUUCUUGCUAGUGUGCUUGUUCACCCGACACUGUACACAGACAUUUGCCGGGAUCAUCAUAUCUCCAUUGCAGACACGGAAAAGGUGUCCCCGUUCCUGCUCUCUCUUGUUGGCCAAGCCUCUCAGGCUGACAUCAUUACCCAUCUUGCUAAGUGCGGCAUCAAGUAUACCUCUAUCUGCUAUGUCCAACCCUACAGCCAUGAACUGCUGCUAUCCACAGCCCGACGCUUCAAGGGCCCCCUCUGUACCCAUGCCUAUGAAGCCCUUGAUAACUUUGCAUGUGGGGGUAAUCAGCUCUCUGGCAGUGAUAACUCCAGUUCUGAAGCCCUUCUUCCCGUGACCAGAGAUGCAGACAUACCUAUGACUGGAGAUGGCAAUGCUCCUGCAGCAGGUCCAUCUGAUUCUUCCUUGUCUAUUGCUCCUACCACUUCCACAUUAACUAAGGCUUCCAUCACGAUGACCCCAUCUUCAGGCUCGACCCCAAACGUUGAUGGUGAAGUUGAUAAGCUUGAUUCACCCGAUCAUGUUGAUAUCUUAGUGAUUGAGCCUGUACACCCAAUCUCCAGGGGGAGGGUUUCUUGGGUCAAUAAGCCCGUAAGAAAUGACUUUCCUAGUCUUCCUAAUCCUAACCCAUUCUCCCCUCAACACAAUGCGGUGUGCAAGGUUGUGACACUGAGGCUAUCUCGCUUCUUCUUGCUUCAAUACUUGGAAACCGCUGGCUCUAAAAUCAGUGCAAAGGCACUCCCUCUCAUCACAGAUUCCUUGAUAGAUGGAAACCAAGCCUUUGUUAUUCAGCUCUGCCUCAAUUGGGGCUGUGAUGUUGAAAGUUUCCAUGUCGAUAAAGCUAAUGAGGUUAUUAUUAGAUUGGUCCUCACUACAGAAGGCUUCAUUGUGAGGGCCUCACUGAGCAUGGCUGCUAGGGGCAAAAAUACUGGCCCUACGUUUCAAUGA
This is a messenger RNA of Desarmillaria tabescens, 1743 nucleotides long. RefSeq lists its product as uncharacterized. The transcript is spliced from 11 exons. The record is from RefSeq and is a predicted model, not a curated record. The coding region runs from base 1 to 1743 and encodes 580 amino acids. NCBI's taxonomy places the organism in Eukaryota, Fungi, Basidiomycota, Agaricomycetes, Agaricales, Physalacriaceae.